AAAGGUCUUCAUCUAAGAGGUAUUCCGUAUUCUAUGCUUUUCUUUUUCAAGAUCAUGACCACUUAUUUUUCCGAAAGCUUAUUGAUUAUUGUUAUUAUUGUUGUUGUUCUGAUAAAGAAUAUCACGAAUAUCGGAAAUAGUAAAGUUGUAUUGCCACUGCAUUUUCACAAGCCAUAAUUAUAGUCUUGAAAAUGCUAUCAUCUUUUGUAUUAAAUUAUAUUCUCUUGAACCUUCCUUAUAUUUCCCUAUGACUCUUUUCUCUUUUUUUUACAGAUUCCAUUCCUGAGGAGUUCUUGUCCGGGUCCUCUUCCUUCACAUUUGCAUAAAUUAGAAGUCGCCUUAGAAAAGGUCCUCCUGGAGAUCCACCACUUCCUGAGCCACGGCGACGGGCUGCGCACCUCGCUGGAGUCGCAGCUGAAGCCCGCCCUCGGGAUGUACGACACCCUGGAGCACCUGCUGUCGUCGCACGGCAUCAAGGGCAAGAAGGCCAACAAGGCGACGGAGAACUUCGCCUGGAAUGUCAGGAUCAUCCGCGGCCAGCUGGAUCGGCUGGCGGCGCUGAAGAAGAAAUGCAAGAUGGCCUUGGAGCAGGUGGAGUCGACCAAGGCGACGCUGGACAGCCUGAACACCCGUGAGCGGUCGCCCUCGGUGCGCGAGCGGCCGCGCCUCACGCUGGCCAACCGCCACAACACGACGGAGAACUUGACCACCUACGGCAGCCUCGGCCGGUCCCCGACCACGCCCAGCAGCGAGUGCAAGCCCAAGAGCAUCCUCAAGAAGAGCAACUCUAACCUGGAGUCGAGCAGUAUCGGGUACGUGAACGAGGACUACCUCAUGACGCCGAGUAGUUCCUCGACUGUGGUAGGGGAGGACGAGGACGCGGCCAACCUCCUGAAGCCUCCGCUGCUGCAUUCCUUCAGCUAUACACCUGGCUUCAGCUAUGAGCAAAACACAGCGCUGUAGCUUAGUAAUUAGUGUUACUGUUAUUUUUUCUCCCUUCAUAAGGCAUUUGUAAUGAUAGUGUAUGCAACUUAUAUUGCGUAUUGUAAAUAUGGUGAAGCUGUGUAAAAAAAAAAACAGAUUUUCGAGCCUGUGUAUUUAUUUUUUUGUAUUUUGAUACAAGUUUUGUGUUUGUUUAUUUCGCUACUGUUUUACUUUGUACCGUUGCUGCUGUAAGGUACAUUAUUUACCUAUAUUGCAUAUGCUGCACAUGUAGUGUGUAAAGGGUUAUGCGUGAAUCAAUGUGCAUACGAGGCUAUACACAGUACUGUACUUGAAUAUAGAUCAAUGUUCAUGUUUACAAGAUGUCCUUAUCAGAUUCAUAAAUGCAUAGCUCAGCUGAGCUCUGAGUUUUUAAAACCAGAUGUAAGUUGAUAUGUAUUCAUAGUUAUCAUUUAUAUAUCCAUGCAUACAUUCAAGCAUUCAUCCAUUAAUUUAUGUUAUGUAGACAUACAUAAUUAUCUACAU
Molecule: messenger RNA, 1467 nt
Organism: Penaeus indicus
Lineage: Eukaryota; Metazoa; Arthropoda; Malacostraca; Decapoda; Penaeidae
Exons: 3
Coding region: 433-963 (176 amino acids)
Source: RefSeq, a predicted model, not a curated record